AUGGCACCUCCUUCUGGGCACAGCUUCUUUCUGAUCAGCGUGCUGGGCGUCUUUGCACUUGACUGCUUCACCAGGGCUCAGAGGAACGGCACGCUCAUUUUCACCAAGGAAAACACCAUUCGGAAGUGCAUCUGCUCAGCAGACAUCCGGGACUGUGACUACAGUUUGGCCAACCUAAUGUGCAGCUGUAAAACCAUGCUGCCUCUUGCCAUCGAGCAAACGAGCUACAGUGACCAUCUGACCAUCUGGUUCACAGACACGUCUGCACUGGGGCUUCUGCUGAACUUCACGCUGGUCCGGGACCUGAAGCUUUCCCUAUGCAGUACCAACACCCUCCCCACUGAGUACCUGGCUGUUUGUGGUCUGGAGAGGCUUCGGGUCAGCAUGGAGGCCAAGCAUCCCUCCCCUGAACAGAGCUUACUCAUCCACGACGGUAGGGAGAGCGAAUCCAGACAGAAGCCCACGUUGUUCCAGCAAGGCUGGCAAACCUGUACGUAUAUCUCCUUCUUAGAUAUGGCACUCUUCAACAGGGAGUCCACCUUAAAAUCAUACAGUGUUGCAAACUCUGCCAGCCUAGCCAACAACUUCCCCUACUUUUCCCACCUUAAAACCUUCCCAAUUCUAAACAACAAAAGCUAUGUCAUCACGUUCAUUUACUAA
Messenger RNA from Rangifer tarandus platyrhynchus (Svalbard reindeer), 660 nucleotides. The record is from the annotation of a GenBank genome assembly. NCBI's taxonomy places the organism in Eukaryota, Metazoa, Chordata, Mammalia, Artiodactyla, Cervidae.